Molecule: messenger RNA, 1179 nt
Organism: Betta splendens (Siamese fighting fish)
Lineage: Eukaryota; Metazoa; Chordata; Actinopteri; Anabantiformes; Osphronemidae
Gene: nkain5
Product: sodium/potassium transporting ATPase interacting 5
Exons: 7
Coding region: 178-765 (195 amino acids)
Biological process (GO): regulation of sodium ion transport
Source: RefSeq, a predicted model, not a curated record
CCCUUCUCCGUACGGCCUACGCGUUCUCCUCCAGAGGUACGGUGCACGGUGCGCGGCUGACGAUGGAUCCAGAGCUCCGCGGCUUUGGCUCCUGUGUGUGAGUGUCUAUUUUAAACCCAGUCACCGUUUUCGUCGUCGCCUUCUACCGCACAUCCGGCCGAGGAGGAGCAGGAGAAGAUGGGCUGCUGCUCCGCGCGACGCGUCUUCAUCCUCCUGUGUUGUUUGCAGCUGCUCGCUGCCCUGGAGAGGCAGGUGUUUGACUUCCUGGGAUACCAGUGGGCUCCCAUCAUGAUCAACUUCUUCCACAUCAUCGUGGUCAUUCUGGGCCUGUUCGGUGCCAUCCAGUACAGGUCACGUUACGUUGCCAUGUACCUGCUGUGGACGUUGUUGUGGGUCGGCUGGAAUGUCUUUGUGUGCUGCCUCUACUUGGAUUUAGGAGGCCUUUCAAAGGACAGUGACACUCUCUCUCUGGGCGUGUCGUCACACCGCUCCUGGUGGAGGGACAAUGGGCCGGGCUGCGCCGCUGAGCACCUUCCCUCUGCUGGCUGGGAGAACCAGCAGAAUCCUGAGCUGACCACAGUGCUGAGCUGCUGGCUGGAAUACCAGUACAUAGAGAUUCUGCACUGCAUCAUCCAGCUUUUCAUAUCACUCCUGGGAUUUGUUUACGCCUGCUACUUCAUCAGCACUUUUUCAGAUGAGGAGGACAGCUUUAAUUUUACUGGUGAACUUCACUAUCCCAUCAAACCCUCUCAGUUACUCUUCUAGUGUUAAAGGUUGACAGAUUAUAAAUAACGAUGAGCAAGACUGAGUUGAAACCUGAGAAGUCAAACAUCUCUGAAGAUUGGCAUCAUGUUUGGCCUCUGGCCUCAGGCUCAGUAAAUCAUCUGUCACAGGCGCUGAAUCCCAUGAGAAUCUCAUGAGAUGUUCUGGUGUGUCAUUGUAUAAAAUCCACAGGCGUAUUUAUAAUGUGUUGUCACUGCAAAACGUAAUAAGAGUGUAAUUGUGUGUGUUUAGUGCACAUGGGGGUGUGGACGAGAUCAUUGAUAUUGAGUAAAGACAGCUGUCUUACAGUCAGAUCUCAAAGAAUAAUGUUUCUUUUAUAUUCAUUGAAAUGUUUAUGUGUUGUCUCGUGUUUAAUAUACUUAAGCAAAAUAAACCACAUCUUCAGUAAUACCUGUA